AUGAAGUAUUCAAUCGCUGUCGCCGCCCUUCUUGCAGGCUCGGCUGUUGCUGCACCAGCAGCAAAACUCAACGCUAAGCAAAGACUUGCUCAACGUAAUAAGAACGCCGCUAGCUCUAAUGAAGAUUACAACGUGAGUUGGGCUGGUGCCGUUCUUACUGGUGCUGCUUACACCGGUGUUUCCGCUUCUUUUCCCAUCCCUAAACCAGCGGUCGGUACCACUGGAGAGACCUCCGCUUCCGAUUUCACGGCUUCUACCUGGAUCGGUAUUGAUGGAUACAACUGCAACAACCUCUGGCAAGCAGGUGUUGAUUCUACGAUUGAGAAGUCUACUGGUGCAGUCUCAUACUAUGCUUGGUAUGAGUGGUACCCUGCCGAUACUCAAGUCAUUGAUUUGGGCACUCUCACAGCUGAAGACGUUAUAUCCGUAAACCUCACCACCACCAGCUUCAACAAAGGAACUAUCGUUAUGGAGAACAAAUCUACCGGCACAUCCUUCACUAAGAUUGUCUCCUCUACCAAUACCCUCUGCGGUGUCAGUGCUGAAUGGAUAAUGGAGGACUUGAGCAUUGAUUCUAGCUCCAUCGGUCUCGCGAAUUAUGGAAGCGUGGUCUUCUCUGACGCAGUCGCUACUACCGCAUCCAAAACUGUCACCCCAUCUGGCUCGGAGAUCUUGGAUAUUGAGACCAGCUCCAAUGCUAUCUUGACUAAGACUAGUGUUACUGAUAACUCGGUGACUAUUGCUUAUGUUUAG
Messenger RNA from Sclerotinia borealis F-4128, 753 nucleotides. NCBI's taxonomy places the organism in Eukaryota, Fungi, Ascomycota, Leotiomycetes, Helotiales, Sclerotiniaceae. The record is from the annotation of a GenBank genome assembly.